Molecule: messenger RNA, 829 nt
Organism: Fonticula alba
Lineage: Eukaryota; Rotosphaerida; Fonticulaceae
Exons: 3
Biological process (GO): cell division; chromosome segregation
Molecular function (GO): microtubule binding
Source: RefSeq, a predicted model, not a curated record
AUGGACGAGGCCCUGACGCGCAUCCUGCGCAGCAUCUCCUUCCUGGAGGUGGCCGUCGGCCUGCGCAACGCGCCGGCGCCCCCCGGAGCCGGGCCCUGCCCCUGCGGGCCCGAUGUCAAGUGCGGCUGCGCGGCGCGCCUGCGCCAGGUGGCCGCGCUGCUGACGCACCUCGAGGGGGACUUUGCCCUCCUGCGCGCGGAGCUCUCCAGCCAGCUGGUCAUCGACCGCACCAAGAUGCAGACCAUGGAGAGCCAGCUGGCCGCGCAGCAGCGCUGGCUGACCGCGCGCCUGGCCUCGCUGCAGGCGGCCACCGCCGCCGCCGCCUCGGGCGCCCCGGCCCCGGGCCCGGCGGCCGGCGCCCCGGGCCCUGGCAGCUCGAUGGCACCAGCUCCGCCGGUGCCGACGGCCGGGGCCGAAAAGCGCCCCCCCUCGCAGCCGGCCCCCGGGCCGGCCCCACCGGCCAAGCGCCCCGCCUCCACGGCGUCGGAUUUCCGCCUGGCCGUGAGCGCCGCACCGCACGCGGCUCCACGCGCUCCGGCCGCCUCGGCCGUGGCCCCGGCCGACCCGGCCCCCCUGACCCGGAUAUCCUCCUACCUGCCGGGCUCGCCGCCGCCGCCCCUUCCCCUGGUCACCGAGGACAUGAUUGCCCCGGUCCCCCCGUACAUCCGCUCUCGCCUGUCGGUGGACCAGUUUAAUCGUUUCAUCGCCGCGCUGAACUGCCUCUUCCGCUGGCGCUACACCAUCCUCGCCACGCCGGUCUCUCGGCUCCGGGACCACCAGCGCCGUCUACGCCGGGGCUUCCUCGAGGCCGACCACCAGGACGUCUAUG